AUGGAGAUGUCACAUGAUGAAGAUCCAAAGGUCAGAUAUCAAGUAUUACACAACUGUUGUGAUGGUUCGCCAUCUUGGAGAGAAAAUGAUGUCAUUCACACCAUCGAAUCAAUGCACAAUGACUCUGAUCCAAAGAUUAGAAGAACCGUUCACAAGAUUCUUACCAACUACUCUAGAACUGGUGCUUGGAACAUCCUCUAA
Cavenderia fasciculata is the source of this 201-nucleotide messenger RNA. RefSeq lists its product as uncharacterized. Bases 1 to 201 code for a protein of 66 amino acids. The transcript has a single exon. The record is from RefSeq and is a predicted model, not a curated record. NCBI's taxonomy places the organism in Eukaryota, Evosea, Eumycetozoa, Acytosteliales, Cavenderiaceae.